GUAAUUACUGUUUAACAGCUCGCUUUCAGCACUCUAACACGCUUUUCGAAUUCCUCACCGCCCCCUUCACUGGCACAGCUACCAUUACCGCCAUCUCUCCUUCUUUCCUCAAGCAAGCCACGAUGCCUUUAAAGGUCACCCAGCUGCUGCUGGCGGUGCUGCUGGUCACGGCGGCGCUCUCCGCGGAGGCGCGUCUUGUCGUGCGCAUGGUUCAAGUCGCGCAUCGCCACGGUGCGCGUGGCUCUACUGCGGUAGAGCAUUCCGUGGACAUCUGCGGCACCGAGUACCCGUGUGGUGAGCUCACGGGCGUGGGCAUCGAGAUGCUCAACUCCGUGGGCCGCUUCGUGCGUGCGCGCUACAGCAACCUCUCGCUGGUGGAGGAGCCACUCAUCCCGUCCACGCGCUACAACUCCUCGGUGGUGUACACCCGCUCCACAGGCCUCCAGCGUACCAUCCAGAGCGCCACCGCCUUCCUGAGCGGCCUCUUUCCGGACGACUACUUCUAUCCGGUGGUGUACUCUCACAAUUACACAACUGACACAUUUUUAACCACGGACCCUACGCCCUAUGUUUUUGGUCGCCGCUCCUUAGAGAUGGACUUGAUGGAUGCUGCGCUCAACCCCAUCGUCGAUUCGUACCUUUCCAGGGAGCAGAUUGCGGCCGCUGCGAAGGAUGCCUACAUCGAGGAUAUUUGCAGUGAUUUCACACAGCGCUCCAACUGUGCUUACAGGCUCUACGACGUUGCGACUUCCUUCGAAGCUGCCGGACGUCUCUCCAGCAGGACGAAUCUGGUUGCGGCGAUGCCGGGCCUUUCAGCUUACAUGAUUGGGUGGUACCGCUACAUCUACGACUACAACAAGUCCGUGGAGCUGGACAGAAUGCAAGGGUCCUGCGCCCAGAAUCUCGCGCAGACCAUGCUGGCCAACAUCGACGCACACAAGCUGUCGCCGUCCUUCAAGCUGUACGAGUUCAGCACGCACGACACGAUGGUGUCGCCGCUCGCCAUGACCUUCGGUGACCACAACAACGUGACCAUGAAUCCUCCGUACGCCACCACCAUCAUCGUGGAGCUGCUGCAGGACACGGAGUCGCCCAACGACUGGUACGUGCGUCCGGUGCGCGGCAACCCGACACGGCAGGCCAACGGCAGCUAUAUGUUUGUGCUGAAUGACAUGGAGGUGCGCUGCAUCGACGCUGCCGGCAACCAGUACCUGGCGACAACCGGCAUCUGUCCGCUCGACGGCUUCCGCCGCAUGGUGGACUACUCCCGCCCCUCCGUCCCCAACGGGCAGUGCACCUUGACGCCGCACCAGAGGGAGAACAUGGGAUGCCCGCGCACCGUUGCGGAUGGCAAGCCAGUUCCGUACUACUGCUGGCUCUACCGCUAUGUAUGCCCUCAGACCGCCUGCCCUGACGGGUACGUCCUGGGUCGCGAGGACCUCCAGUGCUACCCGCUUGGCCCGACCACCACCCCUGCCCCGCAACCGAACUCAUCGCCGGUCCCCAUGGCGUGGACGCCGCGCACGAUGGACCCAAAGAAGACUAAGGACACCGCUGUUGGUCUUCUCCGCGGCGUCGAGGAGGGUGUCGUGCUCGGUUCGGCCAUUCGCAAGCACGGUGAGUGA
This is a messenger RNA of Leptomonas pyrrhocoris, 1625 nucleotides long. Its product is annotated as putative histidine secretory acid phosphatase. Gene Ontology annotation, molecular function: phosphatase activity. Gene Ontology annotation, biological process: dephosphorylation. The record is from RefSeq and is a predicted model, not a curated record. NCBI's taxonomy places the organism in Eukaryota, Euglenozoa, Kinetoplastea, Trypanosomatida, Trypanosomatidae. The coding region runs from base 123 to 1625 and encodes 500 amino acids. The transcript has a single exon.